Messenger RNA from Lodderomyces parapsilosis, 3039 nucleotides. It is a transcript of the gene CHS1, whose product is annotated as chitin synthase. Gene Ontology annotation, molecular function: chitin synthase activity. NCBI's taxonomy places the organism in Eukaryota, Fungi, Ascomycota, Pichiomycetes, Serinales, Debaryomycetaceae. The transcript has a single exon. Gene Ontology annotation, cellular component: cell periphery; cell septum. Bases 1 to 3039 code for a protein of 1012 amino acids. The record is from RefSeq and is a predicted model, not a curated record.
AUGAUGAAUCCAUUUGACGAUGGUGAUGAGCCAAAACAAUCUUCAAUAAGACAACCAUAUGCUGCAUACACGCGAAGCUCAAGUCCUGCAAAGAGGUAUCAGCCGUUGGACUAUGAUAGUGAAGAAGACACCACAGAGGACUUUGUUGGAUUCCCAGCUUCAGAAAUCAAGCAAAACCGAGAGUCAAUUAAGCAAUCGCCAAACAUUUUCUCGAGAAGCACAGGUAGAGCCAACCAACAAGGCAGACAUGCAAAGUCCCCGUUUGUUGGGAACGCACCAAACUUGGAGUUUGAUCCACACAUGGAUUCCGAGACUACACCUAGGGCGCACUAUACUUCACGCGAAUCUCCAAAGAGACAAAGGAAUACAGAGGUAUUGAUUGAUGAUGCUGAUGAUGAUGAUAUAAAGAAUAGCGGGUCACCAUUCAGAUCUUCAUUUAAAGGGAGCACAAUUAGCAGUCAGCGAUACUUAGAUCCUCCUGAACCAAUUUUCACUCCUGGUACGCUCUAUGACGCUGGGAACUAUGCGGAUGGUCACUAUGCGGAUGAUCAAAGUACAUACUAUGAAGAUGACAAAAAGUUUGACACAGAUGGGACAAAAGAAGAGACUAGGGACGAUGCAAAAUCCUUGUAUUCUGAGUCCACUGCAUACACUGGAUACUCACAUUUAUCCGAUCCUAACGAUGAAGCACAAUAUUUUACCGAAUCAAUUGAUGGCAACUUGAUGCAAAACAUUGACGCAGUAUAUAAUCCAAAUAGGGAAAAGACCAUCACACGCAGGAAAGUGAGACUCGUUGGGGGUAAAAAAGGAAACUUGGUAUUGGAGAAUCCCGUACCUGGAGAGUUGCGCAAAGUAUUGACGAGAACUGAAUCACCAUUUGGAGAAUUCACUAAUAUGACCUAUACCGCAUGUACUUCGGAUCCCGAUACAUUUGUUGAAGAAGGCUUCACAUUAAGAGCAGCGAAAUACGGUAGAGAAACAGAGAUUCUAGUGUGCAUUACUAUGUAUAAUGAAGACGAAUUUGCAUUCGCAAGAACAAUGCAUGGGGUGAUGAAAAACGUGGCACAUUUAUGUUCCAGACGCAAAUCCAAGGUUUGGGGUAAAGAUAGCUGGAAAAAGAUUCAAGUGGUUAUUGUUGCCGAUGGUAGGAACAAAGUCAAUGAAUCGGUUUUACAAUUGCUCACGGCAACCGGGUGCUAUCAGGAUAAUUUGACAAGGCCAUACGUAAACAAUAAACAGGUGAAAGCUCAUUUAUUUGAAUACACAACUCAAAUAUCCAUUGAUGAACAAUUGAAGUUUAAGGGUGACGAAAAGAACUUGACUCCAGUUCAGGUUCUAUUUUGUUUAAAAGAGCAAAAUCAAAAAAAGAUUAACUCACACCGGUGGUUAUUCAACGCUUUUUGUCCUAUAUUGGACCCAAAUGUUAUUAUUCUUCUUGACGUGGGGACCAAACCCGAUAACCAUGCUGUCUACAAUUUAUGGAAGGCAUUUGACAAAGAUUCAAAUGUUGCUGGUGCGGCUGGGGAAAUUAAAGCCAUGAAAGGAAAAGGUUGGAGGAAUUUGAUAAACCCAUUGGUUGCUUCUCAAAACUUUGAGUAUAAGCUAUCAAAUAUUCUUGAUAAGCCGUUGGAGUCAUUGUUUGGCUACAUAUCGGUCCUUCCAGGUGCUUUAUCAGCGUAUCGUUACAUUGCCCUUAAAAAUCAUGAGGAUGGAACCGGUCCACUUGCAUCCUAUUUCAAAGGCGAGGAUUUACUCAAGUCUCAUGAAAAGGACAAGGAAAACACCAAAACCAAUUUCUUUGAAGCUAAUAUGUACUUGGCAGAGGACAGAAUUUUGUGCUGGGAACUUGUGUCAAAAAGGGGUGAUAAUUGGGUUUUGAAAUUUGUGAAACUGGCCACAGGUGAAACUGAUGUCCCCGAGACCAUUUCGGAGUUUCUUGCACAAAGAAGACGGUGGAUCAAUGGUGCAUUCUUUGCCGCGUUGUACUCCUUGUAUCACGGGAGAAAAAUUUGGUACACAGACCACUCAUUUUCAAGAAAAUUUUGGCUUCAUGUUGAAUUCAUAUAUCAAACAGUAAGCUUGGUGUUCUCAUUCUUUUCGUUGAGUAAUUUUUAUUUGACUUAUUAUUUCCUUACCGGGUCACUUGUAUCUUACAAGCAUUUGGGGCACAAUGGGGGUUUUUGGAUUUUUACCUUGUUUAAUUAUCUAUGCAUUUGUGUGUUGACAUCGUUGUUUAUUGCUUCCAUUGGUAACCGACCUCAUGCUUCUAAAAAUAUAUUCAAAGCACUUAUAAUAUUGCUAACGGUGUGUUCAUUGUACGCAUUGAUUGUGGGGCUAGUUUUCGUUGUCAAUACGAUAGACCAAUUUGGUCUGGGGAACACCUCGUCGUAUGUUUUGGUAAGUAUUGUGGUUUCGCUAUUGUCCACUUAUGGGUUGUACACAUUGAUGUCGAUAUUGUACCUCGAUCCAUGGCAUAUGUUGACUUGUUCGAUACAGUAUUUUUUAUUAAUCCCCGCAUACACCUGCACGUUGCAAAUUUUUGCAUUUUGUAAUACCCACGAUGUGUCCUGGGGUACCAAGGGAGACAAUAACCCGCAAGAAGAUAAAACGAAUCAGUAUAUUAUUGAGCAAAAUGCACAAGGUGAGUAUGAAGCUGUUGUUAUGGAUGUGAACAUUGAUGAAGUUUAUCUUGAAACAUUGUACAAUAUAAGGGCGAAUAGAUCAAGUAAAAAGCUAAACAAGAAGAAAACCAUCAAGCAUGUGUUGGAUGGGGAUGACUACGCUAAAGAUGUACGAACAAAAGUUGUGCUUUUUUGGAUGUUGGCAAAUUUGAUCUUUAUAAUGACUAUGGUGCAAGUGUAUGAGCCUGGGGACACAGCUCGAAACAUUUACCUUGCAUUUAUCUUAUGGACUGUGGCUGCAUUAUCGCUCUUUAGAGCGGUUGGCUCUUGUGGGUACUUGCUUCAAUUAUGUUGUCAAUAUGUUGCUAAGUGGCAAAUAUUGAGCGUCGCUCAUUUCAAAGGAUAUAGAAACCCCUGA